ACCUGGACGAGACGAUUCACAGCAAGAUGGCAGCCUCCACGAGUUUGCGGGUUCCGGUUCAAAUUCUAUACAGACAGAUGAAAAACUUCCAUCUGAGGGGUGUGAAUAAAGUGAAACUCUCAUUUGACCCCUUCCACGAGAGUGUCAACUCAGUUCGGCAAAUGGUGUUCCUGAUGAGUGCUGAUCGUGUACAGAUGUCGAAUGACAACUGCAAAAUCAAGACGGAAAUCCUCUCCAAUAUGUCAGAGCCACAGAUUGAUGUCGAUUUCACUGAUGGAAGGAAGGCAAUAAUCAAGACGGCAAAUUUAAGUACCCUAGAAAUUCUGGACUAUUUUGAUACGAUUACUAAGGAAAUCGAGGACGCAGGGGAGCAAGCAAAACAAUAGACAAUUCGGAUUUCAUGGCUUGUGACUGGCUGCAGUGCCUUCUGUCGUGUUUGAUUUUGUGGAUACUUCCUCUGGGAGGGGUGUGAAUUUCAAGUCAUUUUCUCAGUCACAACGGCUCCUGACUGGUUUGACAGUCUGUCUCCUAUAUAUGCAGAAUUUUCAGCCUUCGGAUCAUGUUUGAAAGUGUUUGAUAGAGUUAAGUUUUAUAAUAAA
This is a messenger RNA of Lineus longissimus, 599 nucleotides long. Its product is annotated as large ribosomal subunit protein mL53-like. The record is from RefSeq and is a predicted model, not a curated record. Gene Ontology annotation, cellular component: mitochondrial large ribosomal subunit. NCBI's taxonomy places the organism in Eukaryota, Metazoa, Nemertea, Pilidiophora, Heteronemertea, Lineidae. The transcript has 3 exons. Bases 27 to 386 code for a protein of 119 amino acids.